UGCAGCGGCAGCAAUCGACAACAUGAAUGAGUCUGAGCUCUUUGGCAGGACAAUUCGGGUGAACUUGGCCAAACCGAUGCGGAUUAAGGAAGGAUCCUCCAGACCUGUCUGGUCGGAUGACGAGUGGCUGAAGAAGUUUUCAGGGAAGACUUUGGAGGAGAACACGGAGGAGGCAGGAGCAGAGGCCCCCAAAGCAGAGGCGCAGGAGGGCGAGCCUCCUGCCAAGAAAACCCGGGUCAACCCUCAGGUUUACAUGGACAUCAAGAUCGGAAACAAACCUGCGGGGCGGCUGCAGAUCCUCCUGCGUGCGGACGUGGUGCCCAUGACCGUCGAGAACUUCCGCUGCCUCUGCACCCACGAGAAAGGCUUUGGCUUCAAAGGGAGCAGCUUCCACCGCAUCAUCCCCCAGUUCAUGUGCCAGGCCGGCGACUUCACCAACCACAACGGCACCGGCGGCAAAUCUAUCUACGGGAAGAAGUUUGACGAUGAAAACUUCAUUCUCAAACACACGGGGCCAGGGCUCCUGUCGAUGGCAAACUCCGGCCCAAACACCAACGGCUCCCAGUUCUUCAUCACCUGUGAUAAAACGGACUGGCUGGACGGGAAGCAUGUGGUAUUUGGGGAGGUGACGGAAGGCAUGGACGUGGUGCGGGAGAUCGAGGCUCAGGGCACCAAAGAUGGGAAACCGAAGCAGAAGGUGAUCAUCUCGGACUGCGGGGAGUGCCCGUGAGCUCGGCUCUG
Apaloderma vittatum (bar-tailed trogon) is the source of this 741-nucleotide messenger RNA. It is a transcript of the gene PPIE, whose product is annotated as peptidylprolyl isomerase E (cyclophilin E). Gene Ontology annotation, biological process: protein folding; protein peptidyl-prolyl isomerization. Lineage: Eukaryota; Metazoa; Chordata; Aves; Trogoniformes; Trogonidae. Gene Ontology annotation, molecular function: peptidyl-prolyl cis-trans isomerase activity. The transcript is spliced from 7 exons. Gene Ontology annotation, cellular component: intracellular membrane-bounded organelle. The record is from RefSeq and is a predicted model, not a curated record. The coding region runs from base 23 to 730 and encodes 235 amino acids.